GAUUAAAAACAGAUCUAAAAUUUUGGGGCGUAAUUUCCAUUUCCUCCUCCCUCCCUCCCUCCCUCCCUCGUCAAAUCGAAUAUCAUCUGAAUUUCUUCCUCUCUGAGAAAGAAGAAGAGAGAGAGAGAGAGUCGGAGUCGCUUCUCUUUCCUCGUCGUCCGUUGCUAAUCGGCCGAUCUCUGACAGUGGAAUGCUGAAAACCCUAGCUCUGUACCCGACUCCGAGAUGCUCCUCCGAUUCCAGCCCGACGGGACCACCGAGCGGCUCUGACAGUUGGGGAAUCUGAGUCCCGAGUCCGUCCGAGGGUUUUGGAGCAUUGGGGUCCUGCUAUGGCCGACGCUCUGAACGUGAUUUCCACCUCCCUGCUUCGCAAUUUGUCCGAUAAGCUCUACGAGAAACGCAAGAAUGCUGCUCUCGAGAUUGAGGGGAUUGUGAGGCAGCUCGCUGCCGCUGGGGAUCACGAUAAGAUUACGGCUGUGAUCAAUUUGCUCACCACGGAAUUCACCUACUCUCCGCAGGCCAAUCAUCGGAAGGGAGGAUUGAUAGGACUGGCUGCUGCGACAGUGGGCUUGAGUACUGAGGCAGCUCAGCAUCUCGAGCAAAUUGUGCCACCUGUGCUUAAUUCAUUUUCUGACCAAGAUAGCAGAGUUCGGUAUUAUGCAUGUGAAGCUUUAUAUAAUAUUGCAAAGGUUGUAAGGGGGGAUUUUAUAAUAUUUUUUAAUCAGAUUUUUGAUGCCUUGUGUAAGCUUUCCGCUGAUUCAGAUGCCAAUGUACAAAGUGCUGCUCAUUUAUUAGAUCGGCUUGUAAAGGACAUUGUUACCGAAAGUGAUCAGUUCAGCAUUGAGGAAUUUAUACCCUUGCUGAGAGAGCGUAUGAAUGUCUUGAACCCAUUUGUCCGCCAAUUUCUGGUUGGAUGGAUCACAGUAUUGGACAGUGUUCCAGACAUAGAUAUGCUGGGUUUUCUUCCAGACUUUCUUGAUGGCUUAUUUAAUAUGUUGAGUGACUCUAGCCAUGAAAUACGGCAACAAGCGGAUUCUGCUCUUUCAGAGUUUCUUCAAGAGAUCAAAAACUCUCCUUCUGUAGAUUAUGGUCGCAUGGCUGAAAUUCUGGUUCAGAGAGCGGACUCUCCAGAUGAAUUCACGAGGUUAACAGCCAUUACCUGGAUAAAUGAAUUUGUAAAACUUGGUGGGGAUCAGCUUGUUCCUUAUUAUGCUGAUAUUUUGGGAGCUAUUCUGCCCUGCAUAUCUGAUAAAGAAGAGAAAAUUAGAGUUGUUGCUCGUGAAACCAAUGAAGAGCUUCGUGCAAUCAAGGCUGAUCCUGCCGAAGGUUUUGAUGUCGAAGCAAUCCUAUCCAUUGCAAGGAGGCAAUUAUCUAGUGAGUGGGAGGCUACUCGAAUUGAAGCACUACAAUGGAUAUCAACGCUCCUAAACAGACAUCGGCCUGAGGUUUUGUGUUACCUGAAUGACAUCUUCGAUACCCUUCUAAAGGCCCUAUCAGAUAAAUCAGAUGAGGUAGUCCUCCUUGUUCUCGAGAUUCAUGCAUGCAUUGCGAAAGAUCAGCUGCACUUCCGGCAGCUUGUUGUUUUCCUUGUGCACAAUUUUCGGGUGGAUAAUACUCUUCUGGAGAAGCGUGGUGCUCUGAUAAUUCGCAGGCUUUGUGUUCUCUUAGAUGCUGAAAGAGUCUACCGCGAACUCUCCAUGAUACUGGAAGGAGAAGCAGACUUGGAUUUUGCAUCUACAAUGGUUCAGGCUUUAAAUCUCAUAUUGCUUACUUCGUCAGAGUUAGCCGGACUGCGUGACCUGUUGAAACAAUCACUGACCAAUGCCACUGGGAAAGACUUAUUUGUAUCUUUGUAUGCUUCGUGGUGCCACUCGCCCAUGGCAAUCAUAAGUCUUUGCUUAUUGGCUCAGGCUUAUCAGCAUGCAAGUGCUGUGAUUCGCUCACUUGGUGAAGAAGACAUCAAUGUCAAAUUUUUAGUUCAGCUGGAUAAAUUAAUUCGGCUGCUGGAGACACCAAUAUUUGCUUAUCUUAGGUUGCAGCUACUUGAUCCUGGAAGAUACACAUGGUUGCUAAAGGUUUUGUAUGGGCUCCUAAUGCUGCUUCCACAGCAAAGUGCUGCCUUUAAGAUACUUAGAACACGAUUGAAGACCGUCCCUCCAUACUCCUUUAGUGGGGAGCAAAUUAGAAGAACAUCUUCAGGGACUCCCUACUCUCAACGACUCCAGCACAUGCCAAGCGGAUCACAGAUCAUGGUGGAUGGUGACUUGGGACAAGACAGCAGCGGGAGCUUGCACAACGGAAUCAACUUUGCUGCAAGGCUCCAGCAGUUUGAGCAAAUGCAGCGACAGCAUCGCUUGCAUGCGAAGUUACAGUCUCAGAAGCAUCGCAAUAAUCCCACUUCAUCAAAGGAGCAGCAAAAAUCUGAAGAGCAACCUUCAGCGUCCGACAUCAGCAGGCCUCCUUCAAGAACAUCAAGGAGAGGCCCUGGUCAGCUACAGUUGUGAUUCAGGUCCCCCUACCCACUAUGUAGCAGUGGCCACACACGAUCUCGAGGCGGUGAGAGAUCUUUCAUAUAAUCUGUAAAAUUGUAUAUCUCUUAGUAGAAUCAUCUUCUUUUUACAAUGAACAAAAGUUGGAGGUGUUGGGAUAAUUGGUGGAAGUUGGGGUUUUGAUUUUUCUUUUUUUCUUUUUUUUUCCUUUUAAUUUUUAGAUUAAAAGAUGUCUUUUACGUAGAAAGAAAGUCCCUCUUCCUAAAAGCAGAGACACACAGACAGAAUAUGCCCUGGAUACCAUGUGGUUGUGUUAUUUUUUCAAUUAAAAGCCACAUGGUGAUGGUGGGAAUGGUGGAGGAAACAGGAGAUGAUAUAUCCACAUAUAUAUCAUAUAAAAUAAAAUAUAUUAGGGGGAAGACACAGUUAUAUAUGGUUCUUUUGUUCA
Punica granatum (pomegranate) is the source of this 2937-nucleotide messenger RNA. NCBI's taxonomy places the organism in Eukaryota, Viridiplantae, Streptophyta, Magnoliopsida, Myrtales, Lythraceae. The record is from RefSeq and is a predicted model, not a curated record.